Molecule: messenger RNA, 4339 nt
Organism: Pan troglodytes (chimpanzee)
Lineage: Eukaryota; Metazoa; Chordata; Mammalia; Primates; Hominidae
Gene: GNAT1
Product: G protein subunit alpha transducin 1
Exons: 9
Coding region: 2038-3090 (350 amino acids)
Biological process (GO): phototransduction, visible light; adenylate cyclase-modulating G protein-coupled receptor signaling pathway; detection of light stimulus involved in visual perception
Cellular component (GO): cytoplasm; heterotrimeric G-protein complex
Molecular function (GO): G-protein beta/gamma-subunit complex binding; G protein-coupled receptor binding; GTP binding
Source: RefSeq, a predicted model, not a curated record
UGCACCUGAACAGAGCACCAGACCCCCUAAGCUGAGGCAGGCAGGCCCUGGAGAUAAUCUUAGGCAGGCCUCAGAGCACCCACAGCAGACAGAGCAGGAGCAGGAUAGGUGAGCCCCAUUCCUCCAUACCCCAGGGAACACUACACCUGCUCUGGGAUGCAAUUUCUCCACCUGGCAACAGGCCUGCAAAACAUUCUCUGGAAGAGCCUGGCCACUUCUGCAGAUUAGAGACUUUGUUGCGCCCAAAUUCAAGUGUACAUAUAGGCACAGGCACCUGCAAGCAUGCAUGUACACACACAGUCAUACACAGGCAGAGAUGGACAUGCACAGGCACACAUAUGCGCAGGUACAAACAGGCAUGUUUACACCCCUGCGUAUAAGCAAGUGCACACAUGCAAACAUACACAAACUGCAAAACACACAAGCCUAUGUGUGCAUGAAGAGAAUACACAAAGCAUAUUCAUACAUGCAUACACAUGUAUAUACAUGUGCACACAUACAUAAGCAUGCGCAUAGGCACGUGAUUCCUAUAAGAGCACAUGCACUCACAAAGGCAUAAACAUGCAGGCACACAUGUACACACAGGUAUUCAUGCACAAACGUGUCAAGUUAUUGCUCGCUUGGUGCCAGCAAAAGACACACCCAUGGCCGGGCGAGGUGGCUCACACCUGGAAUCCCAGCACUUUGGGAGGCCGAGGUGGGUGGAUCACAAGGUCAGGAGAUCGAGACCAUCCUGGCCAACAUGGUGAAACCCCGUCUCUACUAAAAAUACAAAAAAAAUUAGCUGGGUAUGGUGGCACAUGCCUGUAAUCCCAGCUACUUGGGAGGCUGAGGCGGGAGAAGCUUAAACCAGGGAGUUGAAGGUUGCAGUGAGCCAAGAUCGUGUCACAGCACUCAAGCCUGGCAACAGAGUGAAACUCUGUCUCAAAAAAAAAAAAAAAAAAAAAAGGCCGGGCACGGUGGCUCAUGCCUGUAAUCCCAGCACUUUGGGAGGCCGAGGCGGGCAGAUCACGAGGUCAGGAGACCGAGACCAUCCUGGCUAACACGGUGAAACCCUGUCUUUACUAAAAUACAAAAAAAGUAGCCCGACGUAGUGGCGGGCACCUGUUGUCCCAGCUACUCAGGAGGCUGAGGCAGGAGAAUGGCGUGAACCCGGGAGGUGGAGCUUGCAGUGAGCUCAGAUUGCGCCACUGCACUCCAGCCUGAGCAACAGAGCAAGACUCCAUCUCAGAAAAAAAAAAAAAAAAAGACACAUACACCGAGGCACACAGAGCAGAUAUGCAUGCCCACCACAGUCCGUUGGAAGCAGAGGACCUCCUUGGGGCAGCUCCAGCCUGUGAUAUGAGAUGAAUGCAAUGCCCACUGUUUCCCUCUCUCUGGAUUCCCUGCAGGUCAUAAAAUCCCAGUCCAGAGUCACCAGCCCUUCUUAACCACUUCCUACUGUGUGACCCUUUCAGCCUUUACUUCCUCAUCAGUAAAAUGAGGCUGAUGACAUGGGCAUCCAUACUCCAGGGCCAGUGUGAGCUUACAACAAGAUAAGGAGUGGUGCUGAGCCUGGUGCCGGGCAGGCAGCAGGCAUGUUUCUCCCAAUUAUGCCCUCUCACUGCCAGCCCCACCUCCAUUGUCCUCACCCCCAGGGCUCAAGGUUCUGCCUUCCCCUUUCUCAGCCCUGACCCUACUGAACAUGUCUCCCCACUCCUAGGCAGUGCCAGGGCCUCUCCUGGAGGGUUGCGGGGACAGAAGGACAGCAGGAGUGCAGAGUCAGCAGUUGAGGGAUUGGGGCUAUGCCAGCCCGAUUAGAAGGGUUGGGGGGGCUGAGCUGGAUUCACCUGUCCUUGUCUCUGAUUGGCUCUUGGACACCCCUAGCCCCCAAAUCCCACUAAGCAGCCCCACCAGGGAUUGCACAGGUCCGUAGAGAGCCAGUUGAUUGCAGGUCCUCCUGGGGCCAGAAGGGUGCCUGGGAGGCCAGGUUCUGGGGAUCCCCUCCAUCCAGAAGAACCACCUGCUCACUCUGUCCCUUCGCCUGCUGCUGGGACCAUGGGGGCUGGGGCCAGUGCUGAGGAGAAGCACUCCAGGGAGCUGGAAAAGAAGCUGAAAGAGGACGCUGAGAAGGAUGCUCGAACCGUGAAGCUGCUGCUUCUGGGUGCGGGUGAGUCCGGGAAGAGCACCAUCGUCAAGCAGAUGAAGAUUAUCCACCAGGACGGGUACUCGCUGGAAGAGUGCCUCGAGUUUAUCGCCAUCAUCUACGGCAACACGUUGCAGUCCAUCCUGGCCAUCGUACGCGCCAUGACCACACUCAACAUCCAGUACGGAGACUCUGCACGCCAGGACGACGCCCGGAAGCUGAUGCACAUGGCAGACACUAUCGAGGAGGGCACGAUGCCCAAGGAGAUGUCGGACAUCAUCCAGCGGCUGUGGAAGGACUCCGGUAUCCAGGCCUGUUUUGAGCGCGCCUCGGAGUACCAGCUCAACGACUCGGCGGGCUACUACCUCUCCGACCUGGAGCGCCUGGUAACCCCGGGCUACGUGCCCACCGAGCAGGACGUGCUGCGCUCGCGAGUCAAGACCACUGGCAUCAUCGAAACGCAGUUCUCCUUCAAGGAUCUCAACUUCCGGAUGUUCGAUGUGGGCGGGCAGCGCUCGGAGCGCAAGAAGUGGAUCCACUGCUUCGAGGGCGUGACCUGCAUCAUCUUCAUCGCGGCGCUGAGCGCCUACGACAUGGUGCUAGUGGAGGACGACGAAGUGAACCGCAUGCACGAGAGCCUGCACCUGUUCAACAGCAUCUGCAACCACCGCUACUUCGCCACAACGUCCAUCGUGCUCUUCCUUAACAAGAAGGACGUCUUCUUCGAGAAGAUCAAGAAGGCGCACCUCAGCAUCUGUUUCCCGGACUACGAUGGACCCAACACCUACGAGGACGCCGGCAACUACAUCAAGGUGCAGUUCCUCGAGCUCAACAUGCGGCGCGACGUGAAGGAGAUCUAUUCCCACAUGACGUGCGCCACCGACACGCAGAACGUCAAAUUUGUCUUCGACGCUGUCACCGACAUCAUCAUCAAGGAGAACCUCAAAGACUGUGGCCUCUUCUGAGGUGCCUGAAUUCAUGCGUGUCAGUCACCCUGAGACCUGAUAGCCCUAGCUGCCUUGCAGCCCCAACCCCCAGGACCCUAUCAGCCCCCUGGGACUCCCUGGCCCCAACCUGCCACCUCACCAAAGCUCUGAGCCCUGCUAGCCUUGAGGCGCGGACCCUCCCCCAUACCUCCCACAGUAUCCCAGCGCCUCAUGCCCCCAACCCCAAGCCCUGCCCUUCACCGCCUGGCUGCACUGGCCUCUAGGACUCACAGCAGCCAGCCCCAGCUAGGAACGGGCAGGACUUGGGGCAGCUGAAGCUCACGGUGACUCAGCAGUGCCCAACUGACCAAUCUCCCGCAGCUCUCCUGCCCCUGCGGGCCCACGACUCACCUGGUGGGCCUGGGCUCAGCAAACAGCCCUCCCUCCCAGUAUUUCAUCAAGGACAGGGAAUAUCCCUCCCACACACAGGCCAGCUGCUCACCCUGCCACCUCCAUGUGACAAGUUUGACACCUGUCUACCCAGAGCCAGUGACUGUCCCUCCCAGCAGCCUCCAAAGGGUCCAAAGUCCAAGCUAGCUCUGGCCUGUGUGGCCCCCACAUAAAUAAAUUAGUGGGGAGGGGGCAGACCUGGGGGCCCUUGGGUGCCAGAGUGAGACACAGCAGGACCCUUCCCCAAAUACUAGGCUCAGAGCAACCUCCAGCCUUCUCCAGCAGGAUCUGCUCCCUGUGUCCUUGGACAGCAGAUCCACACACCACUUCCCCACCCACACACAGUACCCUGGGCUGGUUGGACAACAGGAUGGUGUAUUAAGGGGUUAAGGGAGGGUACUGUUGACACCAGCUAUGGCCAAUAGCUGGGCUGUCCUGAGGGGUGGCUGGGGACAGAGUCCAGCUCCCUUGGAUCAGCCCAGAGGAUUCAGGAUAGGACAAAGGCCCUGGCUGUGCCCAAAGGGGUCUACCUCAGGUGGGGUUACAAGCAAACCUGGGUGACCCUCUUGUCCCUACCAGCAGCUUCUCUUGCCCCUUCCAUUCAGGGUUCCCUGGCAGGGGAAGCUGAGAGCCAUGGCUGAACUAUCAGGGACAAAGGCCCAUGUCCCCACAUCCCUGCUCCCUCCUUCCUCAUCCAGCACCAAAUCUUUGCUUAUGUCCACAGGCCAGGGCCUGUGCUGCAGUCGGGGACAAGGAGCUUCCGUCUGGCAAGGCCGGGGCACAAUUUGCACUCCCCUCAGCUAGACGCACAGACUCAGCAAUAAACCUUUGCAUCAGG